CAUCGCCACCAUCAUCAUCAUCAUCACCACCGAAGACGUUCUAAUCACCAUCAUCAUCAUAAUUACCAUAAUCAUCAUCACCAUGGCAAAGUGUCUUCAUCAGCUACAGCUUCUUCUUCUCACAAACAAAAACAACACAAGCAACAACAGCAGCAGCAACAGCAACAACAGAAUCAUAUAUUACAUUGUAUUGCUUCAGCUGCUGUUGCAGCAGCUUCAUCAUCUUCAACCACCACUAGCGGUUUAGCUGCCGCAGCAGCAGCUCUAAUAUCACAAUCGACAGUGGCUGCAGUUGCCGCUGCUACGGCUGCUUCCUCAGUUAACUUAAAUGUUACUUCACCUACGUCACUUGCAUCGGCCACAGCAUCAUCCGUUACCAAUUCAAUUGUAAAUAUCAAUCAUCAAAAUCAUACAAAUUUUUUUAAUUAUCAAUCCUAUCAAACACCCCAACGUUUUCGCCAUAAUUAUAAUACAACAACAGCAACACUAUUGAAUAAUACACAACAACAACAGCAACAACAAACGCAACAACAUCUUGCUACAACUACUACUGUUCAUCAACAUCACCACCAACAACAGCAGAUGCAACAGCAAUUAUCCUCUAAUGCAAUUAUAGGAAUUAAUUCUAAUUCAAAUUCCGUUGGUACAACUACAACUUCUUCAAAUAUUACUCAUCAUGCGCACAACAACAAUAAUAAUAAUAAUCAUCAUAAUCAUACUCACCAGUGUAAGUCCAAACGUAAGUUACAAAAGUUGUAUUACACGCUGUGUCGUUGAAUCUCUCGUUUGUUGCUCUUCAUUUAUUUAGGUAAACAAUUAAAUAUUUAUACAUAUUAAAUUGCGAAUUGUCAUUAAAAAAAAAUGUGCGUUAUAUGCAUAUCUUUUUUUUCUUUUUCAUAUACUUAUUUACUUGAGUAUAUAAUAUAAUUUUAAAUAAUUUCAUUUUCAUUUAUUUCAUUAAAUAUAAAUUGAUUCCCUUUUAUAGAUGUUUUUUUGUUCCAGUGCAAUAAAAAUUUACAACAUUUUUGUUUUUCUAAACAUUUAUGUGUAUAAUUACAUUAAAACUGAUUUUCUUUUACUACUAAUUUAUAUAUUUUUUCUUUGAAGGUUUUCUCUAACGAUUUCGUUGCUAAUAAUUGUUCAAUUCAAAAACUUUAUUAGAGAAGAACAUAAUCAUUAAAAACUUUAAAAAUGCUACAAUGUAUUGUAAUUCAAAAAUCUUUAAUUGUUUUCAAUUUACUUGUGAAAAUUGAUUCAAUAUAAAUAUGUAUUACAUUUCUAACGUUACGUUCAAUCUGUUCAACAAGAUCUCUUCUUACAGAUUUCUUUAGAAUUAUUUUUUUUCUUGAAACUUUAAAUCAAAUUUUAUAGAAAUAAUCGGUAUUUUACAAGUUCUUUAAAGAUUACAGAAAUUUAUUGGUCACUUAUAGACAUCGUUAGUUGUUGACUAAACAUUUUUGAAAAAUGUUUUUAUUUUAAAUAAGUUUCUCAGAUACCAUUGUGUUGUCAAUACAUAUAAUAUCCCAAUACAAUAAAUAGAAUGAAAACAUAAACUGUUAUCAUUGCUAAACACAUUAUAACACAGAGUUUUUAAUAAGCAUUUUAUAUCGAAGUUAUCCCUUUUAUUUACAGCACACUAGAAUUUGUAGAAAAAUUUAUAAUUAUUUAAUUUUUCAAUGAAACCAUUUUAUGUUAGAGAUGCUUUUAGUUUUACAUCUUUACUUAAAUUUUUUAUAAGUUUUUUUUUUUAAAGGUUAUACAUUAUACAUAUAAAAAAAGAUCAUUAUGAAGAAGAAAUAAAGAAAUAAGAAAACACAUAAUAAAUUAAGUAUUAAAUAGCUUUUAGGUGAUAUAUUUACAUAAAUAAAAAAUAAUUUAAAAUAAUAAUAGGAAACCUAAGAAACAAGUUAAACAAACACACAUAUAUAAAAUCAUAAUUGUAAUUUUGGACAUAUAAUUACAAUAAACACACGUAUGGCUCUCUAAACUGAUAUACAUAAAGAAAAACAAAAACUAAAAAAAAUUUAGUAGUAUUGUAAGAAUUUUGCAAUUUAAAUAAAAAGGAAAAUUUAAUAAACUUAAAUAUUGUUAGCUAGGUACACAAAAGUAUCAAAGACCUUUUUAGUAAAUAUACUUCUGUUUACUUCUUUCUCGUUUUGGAGAAUUGUAAACAUAUUCUGCUAAUCCUUAAAAUUUAUCUAAAAAGUACACAUUGAACUUUUGCUUACUAAGCUAACGAUAAGUAUGAAAGAUAAACAAACGUUUACAAAUAAGUUUUGAACAGAAUAAUAUGUUUAUCAUUUAUUAUAAAUAAAAAAAUAAAACAAAUUAAAAUGAAAAAAAUAAAAUAAAAUAAACUUUAAAAAAGUACCUUUUUCGAAUUAGCAGUUCAAAAUUGCAUUAAUGCGUUUCACUUGAAAGAAAUAUUUAAACAAAAGAAAAUAAAAUUGUACAUGCAUACUUAUAAAAAAA
Lucilia cuprina (Australian sheep blowfly) is the source of this 2472-nucleotide messenger RNA. RefSeq names its product homeobox protein 5-like. NCBI's taxonomy places the organism in Eukaryota, Metazoa, Arthropoda, Insecta, Diptera, Calliphoridae. The transcript has a single exon. The record is from RefSeq and is a predicted model, not a curated record. The annotation marks the transcript as partial.